Molecule: messenger RNA, 1487 nt
Organism: Fundulus heteroclitus (mummichog)
Lineage: Eukaryota; Metazoa; Chordata; Actinopteri; Cyprinodontiformes; Fundulidae
Product: ADP-ribosylation factor-like 5A
Exons: 6
Coding region: 322-861 (179 amino acids)
Biological process (GO): protein localization to Golgi membrane; intracellular protein transport; vesicle-mediated transport
Cellular component (GO): trans-Golgi network; cytoplasm
Molecular function (GO): GTP binding; GTPase activity
Source: RefSeq, a predicted model, not a curated record
ACUUGACAGCCCAGCGCACUUUACAACAGCCAGCUGAUAUCCACCACUUAGCCGCACUGGUUACCGCUUUUUGCCUCGUUUCUCUCCUUCCUAGCCGUCCUAUUUUCACGUCCUUUCUUCUGGAAGAUGACUUGUUAGGGGAUACCGGGCGACGGCAGCAUGGAGGCCGCAGUUAAACGCUUUCCCAGCUCGUUGUCCGUGUAGUUACCGGGCUAGCUAGCUAGGUCAAGUUGAUAGGAGUACAUUAUCACCGACGCUAGCUAGCUACGGAGGGUAGCCGAUAUUUACAACGCUGGCACCGGGAGAACCUCGCCGUUAGCCAUGGGGAUACUAUUCACGAAGCUGUGGAGGCUUUUCAAUCACCAAGAGCACAAAGUCAUCAUUGUCGGCCUGGACAACGCAGGCAAGACUACAAUCCUUUACCAGUUCUCAAUGAAUGAGGUGGUGCACACUUCUCCCACAAUUGGGAGCAAUGUGGAGGAAAUCGUUGUCAACAACACCCAUUUUCUGAUGUGGGACAUCGGAGGCCAGGAAUCCCUGCGGUCGUCUUGGAAUACGUACUACACCAACACAGAGUUUGUCAUCGUGGUGGUCGACAGCACAGACCGAGAGCGCAUCUCUGUGACCAAAGAAGAACUCUACAGAAUGCUAGCACACGAAGACCUCCGAAAAGCAGGACUGUUGAUAUUUGCCAACAAGCAAGACGUGAAAGGCUGCAUGACUGUGGCUGAAAUCUCCCAGAGCCUCCAGCUUACCUCCGUCAAAGACCACCAGUGGCACAUCCAGGCGUGUUGCGCCCUCACUGGGGAGGGGUUGUGUCAAGGUCUGGAGUGGAUGAUGUCCCGGCUCCGCGUGAGAUGAUGACCCUCGUGGCUUUGCGUGGGAGUUUGCCUGUUCUGUUGUUUCUUCUCUGCCUCCAGACAAAAAAAGGGGGGGUGGGAUGAGUCUGGUUUCCUGGACGGCCUUCUCCUCCACUCCAUUCCCUCUCCAAGCUGACACGGACAGACUGUUGGCAGGAUCCUGUGUUUUCCUGUGAUAAUUUAUUUGACUAAAAGACAUGUAACGCAUCCGAAGAGAAGAGACUUUUUUCAGCGGGACGGAGGACACGGAAUAUGUGAAGAGAGAUUUCUGCACGGCUUUCGUUUUUCAGUAAAAAAAAAAAAAACAGACGAGUCGGCGAAGCGUCCGGCUCGGACCUGUACAUGGACGUAUUCCUCAGCCGUGCGAGUCGAGCCCACGGUGGCCUUGCAGUAUUUCCAUACUGGCAGUGGUGGUUUUCAUCGCCCCCCCUCCCUCUCCCCCUCCCCUCUGUGUGCAAUCCAGUAUUCUCCUAUAACUAGGUGCCUGCAUCAAAAUGCUUAAAGGGGUGACGGUCAACGGCCGGCCGAAACACGUUUGACUGAGGGUGGAACGUUACAAUAUGCCCUCUUCCCUUCAGUCUCUAUGAAAAUUCACUAAAAUAAAGUCUUUUUAUCUGUUUGGGUGAA